Xyrichtys novacula (pearly razorfish) is the source of this 8653-nucleotide messenger RNA. The record is from the annotation of a GenBank genome assembly. NCBI's taxonomy places the organism in Eukaryota, Metazoa, Chordata, Actinopteri, Labriformes, Labridae.
AGGAAUGUACUCAAACUGUUUAAAUAGCAGUAGUAUAGGUGGGAUAAGUCAGUAGAAUAAGUCAAAUCACCGGAAUAAACCCCGGAGAGGAGCUCAAACAGACUUUGAAAUUAUCUUCUGAGAACUGAGGAGCAUCUACAGGAGCUAAAGAGGAGAAACGGGAAAAAAGACAGAGGAAGGGACUUUUUCUACUUUUUAAAACCCAUUCAAAGAGGGAAUUUUCUUUUUAAAGGUUGGUAAACCACUUUUUUAUUAAUAUUUAUAGCGACUUAUAUCUUAAAUGUGUUCCCUAACAGUGUGUUUGUUGUUUUUUGGCUGCAUUAGGGAUCACUUGAGAUUUCAAGAUGAUGCUGUGUGGCAUCUUUUUGCUGUUGAUGCUUUGGAGUUGUGAAGGCGCAAGGUUGGCAGGUGAGAUUGAAAUGAUGUCUGUUGAUAUUGAAAUGUCAAAAAUGUUUUGUUGUUGUAUAUGUUGGAAUUUUUAUGCAGGCGUUUUUAUGUGCUUACUUUGGUGUUUUUCUUCGGGGUGUUUCUGACUUUUCGUGCGUUUUUACGCACUCUGUCAUUACGGCAGCACGAGAACUGAGCGAGCUUUUGUCUUUCUUUCCUCUGACCGCAGAAAGUCGAGAUGAUAACAGUGUGUUUGACUUGUUCGAUCUGGCCCGGGUAAGCAAGAGACAUAAUGGAGUGAGUCUGGUCAAAGGCGCAGAUCCUUACAGCCCCGCAUAUAAAGUCCUGAACGCAGACCUGAUCCCCCCGGUCCCCGAGAGCGCCCUCAGGGACCUCCUCGACUCCAUCCAGGCUGAGAGGGGCUUCCUCCUGCUCGUCAACCUGAAGCAGUUCAAGAAAACCAGGGGCAGCCUCUUGACCAUUGAGAAGAAUGACGGAUCCGGACCCAUUUUCGAGAUCAUUUCCAAUGGGCAGACGAACACGCUGGAUGUCUUCUUCUCCACCGCGAACCAGCAGCAGCACGUGCCCAUCGAAGAUGCAGAUUUGGCCACCGGACACUGGAAGAACAUCACGCUGUUCGUUCAGGAUGACAGAGUGCAGCUCUACGUGGGAUGUGAGGAGAUCAAUGUGUCAGAGCUGGACGUGCCAAUCCAGAGGGUGCUGUCUCAGGAGGUGGCUGACAUUGCCAAGCUCAGGAUUGGAAAGGGGGCUGCCAAGGAAAAAUUCAUGGUAAGCAAAGAAUGAAAAAGAAAUCUUGUAUGAAAAGAAAAUAUUUCUGCCUCACAAUGUAAAAAAAAAAAAAAAAGAAAAAAAAAACUUAUUGUUGUCAUUUCUUGUCUUUUAGGGAGUGCUCCAGAAUGUGCGCUUUGUUUUUGGGACAACUCUUGAAGCCAUCCUGAGAAAUAAAGGAUGCCAGAGUGGGGGUAUGUAUAAAAAAUAUAAUAUAUUACCAUGCUCAGAUAAAUAUACAUAAUAUAUAUAGAGAGAAAUUGUAUCGGGCUGAGAAUCCUAAUCUGGUGAAAAGUGUAGUAGUGUGAAUGAGGGGGAAAAAAUGCAUCGUCUACUUCAGUGAACAGAAAUUCAUUUGUCUCCUCUUCUCCCCUGCAGCUGCCCUAACUGAUGUCAUGACCCUGGACAACCCAGUCAACGGCUCCAGCCCUGCCAUUAGGACUGAUUACACUGGCCACAAAGCCAAAGGUGAGACCUCUCCUCCCCAAACACACAAGUGAUGACUCUGUUCUGCUGCUCAGCUAUAAACUUAAUAGGUUAACUAAUUUAUUGGACUCUCCUUUCCUCCACUCAGACCUGCAGACUGUCUGUGGCUUCUCUUGCGAAGACAUCGCCGGCAUGUUUAAGGAGCUCAGAGGUCUCGGGGUGGUCGUUAAACAACUGUCAAAUGAGCUCCGCAAAGUGGUAAGCUCCAGGGGCCAUCAAGGUCUGAUCUUAUUGUCACUGUCAUUCACCCCCUUUUCUCCUGCCCUCUCCCUCUUUCCCUCUGCAUUCUCAGUGCUGCCACUUGUCGCUGGAAUUGCAAUUACUGGCCAAGUCCUUAAUGAGUCCCAUGUGAAUACACAAAUAUGUUUGGCUGUCGGUCACAUUUGCACUGCUUCGCUAGAGUCAAGCAAUGUCUUAAUCAUGGUGUCAGUCAGUGAUUCAUUUGUACUGGAACUUUGGCAAAGUGAGACUUUUCCAUCCUCCAUCCUGAAAAACUCCAUUCACACACUCUUUCUCUUUUUUUUCUCCAGUCUGAGGACAGUGCCCUGCUGAAAAAUCACAUGAACAUCUACAGCGGCAUUUGCAUCCACAAUGGCAUGGUGCACAACGACAAAGAUGAAUGGACUGUCGACGGCUGCACUGAGUGCACCUGCCAAGUAAGUGCAAUCACACCUCCUAGGGUGCAACCUUUGAACCUAAAACAGCAAUAAGCUUAAGAAAGAUGCAGAGGUGCUUCCUAUAUCCUCGCUUUACUCAGUGAUAAAAGUGUUGAAAAUUUGGAGCUGUUGUCUUACAGCCAUCAACAUGCCCUCAGCAUGGGACCUUUUCCCCACCAGCAACAACUUAUGAAAGUUGUUUACAUGUUGUGUAAUUAGUUAGGUUUUAGUGGGAGACUGUGAAGAUAAGUUCUCCUAUCAACACUUCAGGAGUGUAAUAUCCCUGAUAAAGAUCUCUCCAUUGGGAAUUAUAGCAAUUAGACUUGGAGCAGAACCAGAAACCAGUCAGUCAGCUCGCUCAUUAUUCUUGUACUAAUUUGACUGCUCCUUUAUCCAGAACUCUGCCACCGUGUGUCGCAAAAUCUCCUGCCCUCUGAUCCCAUGUGCAAAUGCCACUGUGCCCGAUGGGGAGUGCUGCCCUCGCUGUGGAACACGUAAGCUCCUUUUUUCUUUUAAAACUUCCUGCCCUUUUUAUGUGAUUUCCUUUACUUGUUUCUCAAUAGUUUCCCCCCUGGGAUAACAUCCCUCAUUCUCUGCUUCUUCCGUCCUACAGCGAGUGACUUUGCUGAAGAUGGCUGGUCCCCUUGGUCUGAAUGGACCCCUUGUUCAGUGACAUGCGGCCGUGGCAUCCAGCAGCGUGGACGCUCCUGUGACCGCAUCAACAGCAACUGUGAGGGCACCUCUGUCCAGACCCGUGACUGCUACCCGCAGGAAUGUGACAAGCGCUGUAAGUCACUCAGAUUUCCUCACACAGCCAUUGUGAUAAUAAAUAUUCUCAGUUUGAAUGAUUCAUAAAUUAAUUGUGCAUGUGUUGCUCACAGUCAAACAGGAUGGUGGUUGGAGCCACUGGUCUCCAUGGUCUUCAUGCUCUGUGACCUGUGGUGAAGGGGUCAUCACCCGGAUACGCCUCUGCAACUCUCCAACUCCACAGAUGGGUGGCCGGGACUGUCAGGGAGAAGGACGUCAAACUGAAAUCUGCCAAAAGUCACCCUGUCCUAGUGAGUCGCUUCAGCAGCAGAGUAUGAAUGCUUUGAUGAGAGUGUUAUAAAUCAAUGCAGCAUACUGAAUAAUAUUUUUCUGAUGUAUUUCAGUCAACGGAGGUUGGGGACCCUGGUCACCAUGGGACAGCUGCACAGUUACUUGUGGUGGAGGAAUCCAGACCCGCAAACGUCUCUGCUCAGACCCUGUGCCCAAAUAUGGAGGAAAGGAUUGUGUUGGUGAUGCUACUGUGUCUCAAGUGUGCAACAAGCAGGACUGUCCUAUUGGUAAGUAAUGAAAAUUUUUAAAAAUAUUAGAGCAACAGUCAACAAGAGAUCCCUUUUUUGAAGUAAUGUUUAUUUUUCCCUGCAGAUGGUUGUCUCUCCAACCCCUGCUUCCCUGGCGCCAGAUGCACCAGCUUCCCCGAUGGCUCAUUCAAGUGUGGCAAGUGUCCACUUGGAUACAGAGGAAACGGCAUCAUUUGCAAAGACAUUGAUGAGUGUGUGGAGGUUCCUGAUGCUUGCCAUACACAUAAUGGAGCCCAUCGUUGUGAGAACACAGAGCCUGGUUACAACUGUCUGCCUUGCCCUGCACGUUUCUCUGGUCCUCAGCCCUUUGGAAGAGGAGUCGAACAGGCAACUGCCAAAAAACAGGUUUGAGUUAUUACGUACUUUUUCGCUUGUGGCAAGUAGGCGUGUUGCUUGCAGUCUUUUUAAUUCUCUGUAAUUUUCUUCUAGGUUUGCAAACCCCGUAACCCUUGCCAGGAUGGUAGCCACGACUGCCAUAAGAAUGCAAACUGCAUCUAUCUGGGCGUGUACUCUGAGUCAAUGUUCCGCUGUGAGUGCAGGCCAGGCUAUGCUGGGAAUGGACGCAUUUGUGGAGAAGACAGUGAUCUGGAUGGAUGGCCAAACACCAACCUGGUUUGUGUGGAGAACGCCACCUACCACUGCAAAAAGGUAGCCAGACCCCACAUGGACACAACUCCAAAGACUAUUAUUACCCGUCUUGACUCCAUUAUUGUUAUGAUUGCCUUCUUAACCACUCUUUUGUUCCCCUCCACAGGAUAACUGCCCGAACCUUCCCAACUCUGGCCAAGAAGAUCAUGACAAAGAUGGCCUUGGUGAUGAAUGUGACAAUGAUGAUGACAACGAUGGGAUCCCGGAUGAUAGGGUGAGUCAUCACAGCAUUUUAUUUUUGUUCCAAGCUGGGCUUUACCUCAGAAACCAGACAUAGCAAUCAGAAGUAGCCAUCCUUCCUUUGGGCAUAAGGAAUGUCAGGUCUCCAUGUUUGUGUGAUUCCACCAGACAGUCAGUGUGGAAAGCAAGUAGCAAAGGAACACUCAUUUGAUUCCAAAAUAAGUCCGAUUUGAGGGCAAGGUGGCUUGCUGCCCAUAAAUCUUCGAGUGGAUUUUGGAAAGUUGGGGAAGAAAAAUGUUGUGGUCAAAAUAACCAGCUUGCUUCCAGUGGAACAUCACAUUCCAGCAAAAGCUAGAGAGGGAAAAAAUCCUUUAACAGCAGGGCUUUGUUCCUAUAAAUAUCUCUGCUUUGAGUAAUAUCCCAUUUCAGAAAUAUAACCCUGCUUAUGAACUUGUUUUAAAUUUUAGGACAACUGUCCAAGAGUGUACAACCCUGCCCAGUAUGACGCAGACAGGGAUGACGUUGGCGACAGCUGUGAUAACUGUGUGUUUGAAGAGAACACUGACCAAACUGAUACCGACAACAAUGGAGAGGGUGACGCCUGUGCGGUGGACAUCGAUGGUGAUGGUGAGUGAUUUCUAAUAAUCCCAUACCAUUUUUCUCUAAUGCCUCUUCUAAGCCCUAAAAUGACUACCCUGGCCCCCGCAACUAAGCUUAGUAUUUUCUACUCCAACAGGAAUCCUGAAUGAGAAUGACAACUGUCCAUACGUCUACAAUGUGGACCAGAGAGAUACUGACAGGGAUGGAGUCGGAGACCAUUGUGACAACUGCCCUCUGGAGCACAAUCCUGAUCAGGUAAAUUUGGAUCUCAUUCCUCUUGCCUGCAUUCAAACAGAUCCUCUCAAAUUGAGGUUGGUGAAGAACAGCCUUUAGUCUUUAGGAAGUCUCAUCAAACAGGAAUUCUGUUCUCCUGCAGGUUGACUCAGACUCAGAUCGCAUCGGAGACAAGUGUGACAACAACCAAGAUAUUGAUGAAGAUGGUCACCAGAACAACUUGGACAACUGCCCCUACAUUCCUAACGCCAACCAGGCAGACCAUGACAAAGAUGGCAAGGGUGAUGCCUGCGACCAUGACGAUGACAAUGAUGGCAUUCCUGAUGACAAAGACAACUGCAGAUUGGCCUUUAACCCAGAUCAGCUUGACUCUGAUGGUAAGUUGGAUAUCUUGUGUUGUCUUGUUUUGUUGCUCUUUGUCCAUGGUUUCCAUUUUUGAGAUUUUCAUGUCUGUAUUUCUCUUCUCAGGUGAUGGACGUGGCGAUGUGUGCAAAGACGAUUUUGACCAAGACAAUGUCCUGGACAUCUAUGACGUAUGCCCUGAGAACUUUGACAUCAGUGAAACAGAUUUCCGCAGAUUCCAAAUGGUUCCUCUGGACCCCAAGGGUACCUCCCAGAUUGACCCCAACUGGGUGGUCCGGCAUCAGGGCAAGGAGCUGGUGCAGACUGUCAACUGCGAUCCUGGCAUUGCUGUUGGUACGUCAUGUCCAAAACAGAGUCACACAGCAAGUAUACAGAAACAAAGCGAGAGCAGAACAUAUUCUUAACCACUUUUUUCCACUUUCAGGUUUCGAUGAGUUCAGCGCAGUUGAUUUCAGUGGAACAUUCUUCAUUAACACAGACAGAGAUGAUGACUAUGCUGGAUUUGUAUUUGGCUACCAGUCCAGCUCACGCUUCUACACAGUCAUGUGGAAACAGAUCACACAAACUUACUGGUCUCACACACCCACAAGAGCUCAAGGCUACUCUGGCCUGUCAAUCAAAGUGGUCAACUCCACUACUGGGCCUGGUGAGCAUCUGAGGAAUGCCCUGUGGCACACUGGAGACACCCCUGGACAGGUGAGAAGAAAUUCAUUAACUUGAGAUCUGAACAUUAAUGAGAUGCAAUAUUUGGUAAUUUUCUUACCCUAACCUUCAUAUUUGAUCUUUUUUUUUUUAGGUGCGCACUCUGUGGCACGACCCAAAGAACAUUGGCUGGAAGGACUUCACUGCCUACAGAUGGCAUCUGACUCACAGACCUAAGACUGGACUUAUUAGGUGAGUUUACAACCUACAAAUCAACCAAUUUGAUAUACUCCCUUUCUUCUAAUCAAAACAUUAAGAAAAUGAACUAAUGCAAAUGCGCUGUCUUUUUCAGAGUGGUCAUGUAUGAAGGCAAGAGAAUCAUGGCUGAUUCUGGAAACAUCUACGACAAGACAUAUGCUGGUGGACGACUAGGCUUGUACGUCUUCUCUCAGGAAAUGGUUUACUUCUCAGACCUCAAAUACGAAUGCAGAGGUAAGCUCAUUGGUGAUGAUUUAGGAUUUCAGACAGAAUGGUCUUAACAUGCCAGAAUAAAAUUAUAACAAGUGUUUCUUCAAUUCUUUCAGAUACAUAAUUGGACCACUGAGACUUCCAGUCAGGAUCAGCCUGUCAGUAUGAGUAUUUAAUACAAGACCUGGAUCAAUAUCUCUUUAACUUCUUCUUUUGAAAACUGCACAUUUGGAGGAAUGACGAGCAAGUGAGCGAGCAUGAGGAGAUCUGACCUCUGGACUCAGAGCCAAAUGAAAGUUUAGUGAUGAUUCUGCACCACUGCACCAAACUCAAAUAGUGAGCGCAGCUCUGCUCAGAAGAAAUUGGCCCCCUCACUCUGUUGGUCUGAUCUGCAUUGGAAGGGGGCCAUAUUUCAUCGCUUUGCACACCAGAACUGUUGUCGGUUUUCCUCUGUGGAUGAGGGACCAAAGGAGAGAGUGUUCCAUGAUGUUAAUUAUUUUUUUUAAUUCUGUUUUUGAGCAUUACUAUACAUCUGCUGUGGACUCAAAGAUACUUGUGUAAGCAUGAAGAUGGCAGUGGGAAGACUUUCAUAGACUGGGGUUAUGAUACCCAUUGAAGGAACUGUUGAGGGACCACGGACAGUAUGGACUGACUGUUACUAUCAAAGAGAGUGAGUGUUGUUUGUGUGUAUGUGCAUGUGUGCCACCCAACAAGCAUUGUUAAGGAGUUAAACCAGUCAAAAGUUUUAAAUUUGGUUUCUUUGAAAGACUGCCCAUCCUACUUUAAAGCAGACGUGCACAUGCGUGGUCUUGUAUUUAGCCACAGCAUAGGGCUGGCCCGGAAUAUUCAUCUUCUCAGGAAAAAGCACUAGAGGAAAUGAGGAGAGCACAAAAUUCAGGACAGCACAGGGCCCCAAAGCAGAGACACAAAAUACUGCUUUGGAACAGUAAUUAUUGUCAAAUAUUAUGUAAAUAUCUCAGACAGUUUCAAGGGACGAAAAGAACAUGGGCCAGUCUAUUUCCUGCCAUGAGUAAACCUAUGCAAGACUUUAUUCACUUAUUCAUCAUAGAAGCUUUCAUCUCUGCAACUGGCUUACUUAAAAUGUCAGCAACCUAUUACAAACAUCUCAAAUCUGUACCCUUAUGGCAAGAUUUUGCACCAUAUUUGACCUGAAUUGUAAAAACAAUAGGCACCGCAUACAGGAACUCUAAAUAUUUUGCUUCUGCAGUGUGCAUGACUGGUGUGCCUGAGCUUGUGUGUACAUUUCUGACAAGGGAAAAUCAAAAGAAACCCUUUAUGUACAAAUAUUACCUCAUUAAUUCUUUUUGUAUUGAGGCCAGCAAUACACAAGAAUCACUUGUCUGAGCAACAGAGUAUAAAUUGGUUGGCUUCUUCUUCUUCUUCUUUUUUUUUAAUGCGAGACCUUUUUAUCAUUUAUAUGCUGUAUAUAAGAUAUUUUUGUAGCGAAAGAAGCCCAAACAGGAACGUAAAGGAAUUAAAAGAAAUGUUAUCUUGACUUGUUUUGUGCUAAAUGUAUUUCCUGUGCAUUUUUUUUUUUGAUAAAUUAUUGUUUGUUUUAUGUUGAGGUUAUUUCAUUUGUGUAGAUAUAUGCUAUUUAAAUAAUUUAUCUAGAAGCGUAGCCUCAUAUGGAAGCGUUUCUGUCUGUAUAAACUUAUUUGCACACUGACACAAGGAUGUCUUUGUUAUUUUGGUUUUUGUAUGUGUCUUUUUUUAAUUAUUAGUGAAGCUUUUCUAUAAACUUUGUACUAUAGUUUCUACCCAAAGUGCUGUUUAUACUCCUACCUGGUAUUUUGUAAUGUCAAGAGAACAAUAAACACUUAAGGAAAAAAUGUA